GGACUAUCAGACACAUUCAUUACAAGUAACACGAUUCAUCAAAACUGCGAAUUAAAUGAAUAUGGUAAAGAGUAUAGUACCCUCCCUCCCGUCCUCGCAUCUCAUUAGCUGAGUCCCGUCGUAGCUAUAGGUGAAGCUGCCUCUCUCUGCCAUACUGAAGCAGGUGUCCAACAUGGCGAACACUGGCAGCGGCUCUCUCGCGACUAUUCUCUUUUUAUUCGUGUUUCAAGCGGCUCUUCUUAAAGGAGCUGCACAGGAACCAGUGGUGAGUCAGAACCUGGUGACAGACAAUGUGUCGGUGGUGGAAGGCGAGAUGGCGAUCAUCAGCUGCCGGGUGAAGAACAACGAUGACUCUGUUAUCCAGCUGCUCAACCCCAACAGACAGACGAUUUACUUCAGAGACAUGAGACCACUGAAAGACGCACGCUUUCAGCUGGUGAACUUCUCAGACAACGAGCUGCGGGUGUCGCUGUCGAAUGUCUCGCUGUCAGACGAGGGUCGAUAUGUUUGCCAGCUCUACACGGACCCCCCACAGGAAGCCUACGCUGACAUCACCGUGCUAAUUCCUCCAGGUAACCCCAUCAUCGAGGCCCGGGAUGAGGUCCUGAGCGAGGGCAAUGAGACAGAGAUGACCUGCACUGCCAUGAGCAGUAAGCCUGCCGCCACCAUCAGAUGGAUGAAGGGAGAUAAAGAGCUUCCAGGCAAGCCUAAAGUUGAGCUGACCUACGACAAGAUGUACACAGUAACCAGCCGGCUGACGUUCACUGUUAGUAAGGAUGAUGAUGGAGUAGCAGUGGCUUGCAUCGUAGACCACCCUGCAGUCAAGGACUUCCAAGCACAGAAAUACCUGGAGGUGCAGUACAAACCGGAGGUAAAGAUCGUGGUAGAAUUUCCUCAGGGACUGACCAGAGAAGGAGAGAAUCUGGAACUGACGUGUCAGGCCAAAGGCAAACCCCAGCCACAGCGGGUGAACUGGGUGAAGGUGGAUGACGAUGUGCCAUCCCAUGCCGUCAUCACCGGCGGCGAUCUUUACAUUGAAAACCUAAACAAGUCCUACAAUGGAACCUACCGCUGUGUGGCCUCCAACGCAGUGGGGGAGUCUUUCGAUGAUUACAUCCUCUACGUCUAUGAUGCUCCCACCACUACCCCUAUACCCACCACUGCCACAAACACCACCACCACCAUCACCACCACCAUCUCCUACCCCGAAGCCAAUCAAGACACUGCGCCCAGCACUGAACCUGCAGCUCAUGAUUCACGGGCUGGAGAGGGAGCACCCAGAACGGUGGACCAUGCAGUGAUUGGAGGAGUGGUGGCUGUGGUCGUCUUCGCCAUGCUCUGUUUACUCAUCGUCUUGGGACGCUACUUCGCAAGACACAAAGGUACCUACUUCACACACGAAGCCAAAGGAGCAGACGACGCAGCAGACGCAGAUACAGCCAUCAUCAACGCAGAGGGUGGCCACACCAACUCGGACGAAAAGAAAGAGUACUACAUCUAAUCAAAGCAGGACCCCUCACUCCAGUGUCCUCUUUGGGACACCGAGCUGUUUUUGGGGCCGGGGCAGGGGGAUGGGGGGGCAGAUUGAGGGAUUACAGUUGGUUCAGGAUCACUUUUAGUGAGAGUAGAGGGGUCGAGGAGUAGAAGACAACUGGGGUUUUAAAGAAAGGCCUGGUUUUAAGCCGUUGUUUAGUCUAGUCUGCAGAUGUAGAUGGAAUGUUUUGUGUGUAAAAAAAAUUAAAAAUCAAAA
Plectropomus leopardus (leopard coralgrouper) is the source of this 1750-nucleotide messenger RNA. It is a transcript of the gene cadm1a, whose product is annotated as cell adhesion molecule 1a. NCBI's taxonomy places the organism in Eukaryota, Metazoa, Chordata, Actinopteri, Perciformes, Serranidae. Gene Ontology annotation, molecular function: signaling receptor binding. The record is from RefSeq and is a predicted model, not a curated record. Gene Ontology annotation, cellular component: neuron projection; synapse; plasma membrane. Gene Ontology annotation, biological process: detection of stimulus; susceptibility to natural killer cell mediated cytotoxicity; homophilic cell-cell adhesion.